Salvia miltiorrhiza (redroot sage) is the source of this 701-nucleotide messenger RNA. RefSeq lists its product as uncharacterized. NCBI's taxonomy places the organism in Eukaryota, Viridiplantae, Streptophyta, Magnoliopsida, Lamiales, Lamiaceae. Bases 145 to 558 code for a protein of 137 amino acids. The transcript has a single exon. The record is from RefSeq and is a predicted model, not a curated record.
AGAUAAAACCAAAAAAUUGGACAUAUAUAUAUAGAUACAGACACACUCACAUAUGUCCACAGUUAAUCAUUCUGUUCCCAAAAGUUUCUUUAAAAAAUCAGAAACAAAAGAAAGAAUCUUGACCAGAAAUCUGAACAUCAGUUGAUGAAAAUGAACAAAAUCUGCAUAUCCAACUGUGUGAGCGAUGCAAGAAUUCCAGUGAGGGCCACUUACCUCAACCUCUACAAGUGGCCGGAAUCCGACGCCGAGUUCAUGAAAUCAGCCGCCAUGCACGGCGGAGCUGGGCCGCACAGUAGGGUGGUGGACAGUAUCUCAUGCAGGCAAAUGUAUCUGAGAAGCUACACAUUUUCAAGAAAGGAGACUGUUCCUGAGAGAACCAUGAAAUGUUUUGGGAAGGUGAGGAGCAGGGUGGCGGCGGAGAUCCCGAGGCGUCGCCGCAAGCGGCGUUGCCGUCUGGCCAGAAGGGUGAAAGAGUUUUCUCGCGCGGCGUUGUUUGCAAUUUUCCGGCGGUUGCUAUUCUGUACCUCUACAGUCGACGUUGCUGAUGCUGCUAGUUAGGGGUCUCUGUUUUUCCGUAUUAAUUUCGGUUUGUUUUUCUUUGAUUAAAUUCCAUUUUUCUUUAUUUCCUUCUUUUUUUUCUUAGGUUUCUGGAUGUAUUUUAUCUCAUUAUGCGAAGUUAGAAAUGAAAGUUUUCAAUUUUU